Molecule: messenger RNA, 605 nt
Organism: Priapulus caudatus
Lineage: Eukaryota; Metazoa; Priapulida; Priapulimorpha; Priapulimorphida; Priapulidae
Exons: 2
Coding region: 36-605 (189 amino acids)
Source: RefSeq, a predicted model, not a curated record
UACAGACGCACGCACUCGCUCUACGAACAGACGAAAUGCAACAGCAGCACGUAACGUCGCAGUGCUGUCAUGAUGCGGCGCACGGAUACACGGACCCCUUACUGAUCGACUGCAGCCUUCAGUACGCGAUGCCUGUCUAUCUGCAGCAGCUAGCCGUCGCCUAUCCAGACGGCGCACUGACGCUCACGACACAGCAUCUUCCCGACCUGACAGCAUCCUCUGAUAUGUCGCUCUCCUCAUCCGACGAGAGCUCCUCAGACUCUUACGUUGACGGACACGGCGACAGAGCGACGUCGCCGCGUCGCAUAGAUUGUCGGCGUGCUGGCGUCUAUGAGGACGAUGAAGAUGAAUCAGAAGAUGUCGUCCGUGUUGCUGACACGUCACCGAUGCUAGAUGACAGCUUCUCUCUCUCAUCGCAGCACGGCUUCGCUGCUCCCAGCAUGCUCAACUUCAUCGCCGACAGAGGUCGCGGCACGUGUGUGGCGGCUGCCGUCGGCUCGUCUGAUGGUAAAGUACCGACUUCGCCGACAACGUGUAUAAAGCCGUGCCGACGUAGACGCACUGACCACUGCAGCUGUGUCGCUAACGAUGGACACUCGUGCUGA